GCGAAGCCAGCCAGUCCUCCCUUUCCGCUGAAUUCCUGUCGCUGACCUUCAAUUGAGGCCUUUGACAGCCGGACUGUCUCAUCAUGGGCUUGAAAACCGCGAACUGUGUGGCCCAUGCCAUGCAGUCUCUCCAAUCCACAGCCUAUCUUCGAGCAUCCAUCUCCCAACGCUUAGCGGCCCCUACAUAUGUCGUCCCCGGAACUUCUAUAUCGACGCGCAUGCAAUGGCAUGGAGGUGCCCGUGGCUAUGCUACCGAAUCUCAACAGCCCGCGCAGACCGCUGCCCCGGAAAUUGACUUCGUAAAGCUUGAAAAUAGGCCCGUACGAGUUAUUCCCGCAUCACCCUCCUAUUUCUCCGGCAGUCCAAAAUUCUUCGACCACUUAUUGAGACUUGAGAGCCUUUUGGCAAAAUAUGCGACAUUACCGACGGUGCCUGCCGGCGAGGCUCCUAGAAUGGCUUGGUUGAAGUUACCGGGGUUCCGAGAAUUCGUUGGCGAACAGGUUCCUACGAAGAAAUACAAAGGCCUACUCCAAAUUUUGCAGCGGUUAAAUCGGAUUGAACCCAACGUCUUGCCCGACGAGGUUCGCCUCGCGUUAAAAGAUUUCCUUCGUCCAGGAAAUCCGUAUGCCAUGCAGGCCGCGCCACCUACUGUGGAUGAAUUGGGUCGUGCUCGUGGAAAAGGAAAGCGUAAGUCGUCUUCUGCAGUAGUGCAACUGGUAGAAGGCGAUGGGGAGGUUUUGGUGAACGGAAAGGGUUUAGUCGAGGCGUUCCCUCGAGUGCAUGACCGGGAGAGCGCGACAUGGGCCCUUAGGAGUUCAUCCAGGCUAGACAAGUACAACGUGUGGGCUACGGUUAGCGGCGGCGGUACAACCGGACAGGCUGAAGCUGUCGCCUUGGCGCUUGGGCGGGCAUUGAUGGUACACGAGCCUGCAUUGAAGCCCAUCUUGCGAAGAGCCGGCGUUAUUACCGUGGAUGCUCGACGUGUGGAGAGAAAGAAGCCUGGCCACCUCAAGGCACGUAAGGCUCCCACAUGGGUCAAGCGAUGAGGCACUGUUGCGGACAGUCAUGUGUUUAUAUCCCUUUCUUACUUCCUUUCAUUCACAUACUGUAUUAUUUGACUUUCGGCGAAGGCAUAUCAUUUGCUCUUUUCUCUCAAUUUGGCGUCAUGGUGUCGUUUCUAGGUACGACGACACUACAUGUUCGCGGCGACCCGCAUGUAACUAUUGGCGUUCCUUCUGUCUGAUCAAGUCAACUGAAGAUAGUGUAGAAUUUGUACGACCAGAAUUUGCCGUGAUUAAUUUGAGUGAUGACCCUGUAUAGGUGUCUGGUUUUCAGCAUCUUUCCCUCGCAACGAGGAUUUCAGUGACUCGGCCAUCCACCAAGCUUGACAAGCGAAGAAAAAA
Messenger RNA from Aspergillus versicolor CBS 583.65, 1403 nucleotides. Its product is annotated as mitochondrial 37S ribosomal protein uS9m. Gene Ontology annotation, cellular component: mitochondrial small ribosomal subunit; ribosome. The transcript is spliced from 2 exons. Lineage: Eukaryota; Fungi; Ascomycota; Eurotiomycetes; Eurotiales; Aspergillaceae. The record is from RefSeq and is a predicted model, not a curated record. Gene Ontology annotation, biological process: translation. Bases 84 to 1046 code for a protein of 320 amino acids. Gene Ontology annotation, molecular function: RNA binding; structural constituent of ribosome.